Molecule: messenger RNA, 865 nt
Organism: Mytilinidion resinicola
Lineage: Eukaryota; Fungi; Ascomycota; Dothideomycetes; Mytilinidiales; Mytilinidiaceae
Exons: 1
Coding region: 114-692 (192 amino acids)
Source: RefSeq, a predicted model, not a curated record
CCCGACCGUAUCCAAGUCAGACCCCAUCCCUCUCCCACGUGGCGCCUGUGCAACUGUGACCACUGUCAGUCUUUAGAGGAAACACGCGAACAUUGACAGAAUCUACCCAUUUAAUGCCCACUUGUCAGGUUCUACCCCCAAAAGCAGUCCCCCGAAAUCCCCUCGAGCAUCCCCCGCUUGCGAGAUAUUGCCUCCAAAACCUCCCCCACCUUUCCCCUUUUUUGUCGGUACUUAACACCCGUCUUUUCGACACCCUUUACACCUACCGUUCUGAAAGCACUUACAUGCACAACUUCCGACACCUCACACCAAGCAUCAUCAUAGACACAAACCCCACCAUGGAAGCAAACCCCACCACAGACGCAAAGCCAACUCCCGGCAAGUCCAUCCCAUUCGACCUCGACACGACCGCCAUCACCAACCUGGCAACCGAAUUCUUCAAGCCAGAAAAGCUCACCCCCCUUCUACAAAAGUACACGACCGCCACCACCGACCUGGCAACCAAAUACCUCAAGCCAGAAAAGCUCACCCCUCUUGUACAAGAGCACAAGAGUCCGUCACUACCCAACAUCUCACCCUCCCACACCGCACUGACAAACCUAAUAACCACCCACAGGCGGAAUCAUCGUCGCCGCCCUCUGGCUAACCCGCUCCUUGCUAUCCGUCCUCCCCCUCCCCAUUCCCUCACUUAGCACCCUCCCGCUCGUCCUCCUCGCCCUGGCAUCCCUCUCCCUAACCACACCGCCCCGCACCCCCGCGGGCCUCGCCUACCAUGCCUACACUGAGGUAUCCUCUUCCAUCACCUCCCUGACCAAAAAGACCCUCCCUGCCUGGCUGCCCCGCGCCAUCCCCAUCGUUUUACUUU